Molecule: messenger RNA, 3408 nt
Organism: Conger conger (European conger)
Lineage: Eukaryota; Metazoa; Chordata; Actinopteri; Anguilliformes; Congridae
Gene: abcf1
Product: ATP-binding cassette, sub-family F (GCN20), member 1
Exons: 27
Coding region: 165-2831 (888 amino acids)
Molecular function (GO): ATP binding; ATP hydrolysis activity
Source: RefSeq, a predicted model, not a curated record
UAGCUGUGCCAAUCGUGGGGGAAAAAAAGCAAUCGGCCCGCAUGAGUGAGAAUCUUUCCCGGUUACUCGUCGUUUUAGCCGUCGCUGACCAUCCUGCUGAGCUUGUUCUUAAUAGAGUUUAAAUCAGCCAUAUAUAUAUUUUUGUACAAAAAUAAAGACGGAAAAUGCCGAAGAAAACGAAAGAAGUUGCCGAAUGGGAAGGCGAUGAGCCAACGCCAACAGAAAAAGCUGUAAAGAAAGGAAAGAAAGACAAGAAAGGGAAGAAAACGUUCUUUGAGGAGCUAGCAUCGGAUAAUAAACCGGAGAAGGAGGAGGAACCUGUUGUCAAGGAUGGUCAUGGAAAGCAGCCCCAGAAGAAGAGAGAUCGGCGGAAAGGGAAAGGGAGAGGUGGAGCGGGUGAUGACGAGGAUGAGGAGGUGAUGCAGAGGCUGAAGAAGCUGUCGGUGCAGCCCAGCGACGAAGAGGAGGAAGAGGAAGAGCCCGUGGUCAUGCGCAACGUGGGUGGAAAGAAAAAUAAGGGUGGGAAUAUAUUUGCUGCUCUCAGUCAGGGGCAGAGUGAUGAGGAUGAGGAUGGCAGUAGAGAUGAAGAGGAAGAGGAGGAGGAGGAGAAGGCACUGAAUGAGAAACCCAGCCGCAAGGCGGUCGCUCAGGACGAUCUGGAUGAGGAGGGAGACAAGGUGCCGAAAGGCAAGAAAAAAGAGAAAUCUAAAAUGAAGAAAACCAAGGAGGCAUCUGAUGAAGAGAGGGAUGAGGAGGAGGAGGAGAAGAAAGAUGCGGAUGAAAAGAGGGUGGUGAUGAAGAAGGACAAUAAGCCCCCCGUGAAAGCACAGAAGCAGGAGGAGGAAGAGGUAGAGAAACCACUGAAGGCCCCGCAGAAGGUGGUGAAGAAGGAGCAACCGAAGAAAGCGAAACCCGUCCGCCCGCCACGCAGUGAGGAAGAUGAGGAUGAAGAUGAGGAGGAGAAGAGCGAGGAUAUAGAAAAGGAUGAGGAGGAGGAUGGUGAUGAAGAGGAGGGGGGCAAGGCGAAGGAGGCCGACCCCUACGCCAACAUGAGCAAGAAGGAGAAGAAGAAGAUGAAGAAGCAGCUGGAGUAUGAGAGGCAGGUUGCCAGUGUUCGUGCUCAGAGCGCCACAGAGGGGGAUUUCUCUGUGUCCCAGGCAGAGCUGUCCUCCAGACAGGCCAUGCUGGAGAACGCCUCCGACAUCAAGCUGGAGCGUUUCAGUAUCUCUGCCCACGGGAAGGAGCUGUUUGUGAACGCCGAUCUCCUCAUCGUGGCGGGACGGCGCUACGGUCUGGUCGGCCCCAAUGGUAAAGGGAAGACCACUCUUCUGAAGCACAUUGCAAACAGAGCUCUCAGCAUCCCCCCCAAUAUCGAUGUGCUUCUGUGUGAACAAGAGGUGAUGGCGGAUGACACUCCGGCGGUGCAGGCGGUGCUGAAGGCCGAUACCCGCCGCCUCAAGCUGCUGGAGGAGGAGCGACAGCUGCAGAACCUGCUGGAGAAAGGAGAGGACAGCGUGAGCGAGAGGCUGGAGAAGGUGUACGAGGAGUUGCGGGUUAUCGGGGCAGCAGCAGCAGAGGCGAAAGCCCGUAGGAUCCUGGCUGGUCUCUCCUUCACCCCGGAGAUGCAGAACCGAGCAACCAAGAAGUUCUCUGGGGGCUGGAGGAUGAGGGUGUCUCUGGCCAGGGCUCUGUUCAUGGAGCCCACUCUGUUGAUGCUGGAUGAGCCCACAAACCACCUGGACCUGAAUGCUGUGAUCUGGCUCAACAAUUACCUGCAGGGCUGGAAGAAGACCCUGCUCAUCGUGUCCCAUGACCAGAGCUUCCUGGACGAUGUCUGUACUGACAUCAUCCACCUGGACAACCAGAAGCUCUAUUACUACAGGGGCAAUUACCUGGCCUUUAAGAAGAUGUACGUGCAGAAGCAGAAGGAGAUGCAGAAACAGUACGAUAAACAGGAGAAGAAGCUCAAAGACCUGAAAGCAGGAGGGAAAUCCACCAAGCAAGCUGAGAAACAGACGAAGGAGGCUCUAACGAGGAAACAGCAGAAGGGGAGGAAGAAGGGCCAGGAGGAGGAGAGUCACGAGGCCCCGGAGCUGCUCAAACGGCCCAAAGAAUACACCGUCAAAUUCACCUUCCCCAACCCCCCUCCACUCUCUCCCCCCAUCCUGGGCCUGCACACUGUGGACUUCUGCUACGAGGGUCAGAAACCGCUGUUUAAAAACGUGGACUUUGGAAUCGACAUGGAGUCUCGAAUUUGUAUCGUGGGACCCAACGGUGUCGGGAAAAGUACCCUACUGCUCCUGCUCACAGGCAAAUUGACUCCGACUCGAGGAGAAAUGAGGAAGAAUCAUAGACUGAAAGUGGGCUUCUUCAACCAGCAGUACGCAGACCAGCUGACCAUGGAGGAGUCGGCCACGGAAUACCUGCAGCGAAACUUCAACCUGCCGUACCAGGACAGCAGGAAGUGCCUGGGCCGCUUCGGACUGGAGAGCCACGCCCACACCAUCCAGAUCUCCAAACUCUCAGGUGGCCAGAAAGCCAGGGUUGUGUUCGCUGAGCUGUCCUGCCGACAACCUGACGUGCUCAUCCUGGAUGAGCCCACCAACAACCUGGACAUCGAGUCGAUCGACGCCUUAUCUGAAGCCAUUAACGAGUAUAAGGGAGCCGUGAUCAUCGUGAGCCACGACGCCCGGCUGAUCACCGAGACGCAGUGCCAGCUGUGGGUGGUGGAAGACCGCUCGGUCAACCAGAUCGACGGCGACUUCGAGGACUACAAGCGCGAGGUCCUGGAGGCCCUGGGGGAGACGCUGGUGCACAAGACCAAAGAAUGACCGGGGGGGGGGGCCGCGGUGCCGGGGCGGGCGGUGGGGGAGUGUGCUGACGGGGGCGAAACAUUACCACAGAAUCUACACCACGCUUAGUCCUGGGGCGCUGAAGGGGGCUAGCUCAGCGGCGGUGUACUGGCGCCAUCUUGUGUCUGCGGAACGGCGGCGCAAGCCAAUGUCACGGCCCUCUUCACCCAGUGCACAUCCUCCCCCUCUGAUUGGCCGGCACACGCCGUGUGACGCGUGUGGGCCAGUCAGGGAUGAGCGAACGCUGUGUGUUUUGGAAAGUGAUGCGCCGUGUGCCAAGUUGCCGUUGCAGGCCAAAGGAAAGUUCGUUUUAACCAAUCGGCUGAUGGCACAAGAACGAGACUGGUGGUACCGUACUGUAGGCUAGGCUUGGAGCAGUAUGCAUCGAGUGGAAACAGUACUUUAACUUUGGCCCAGGAAGUAAAGAACGUAUACAUAUAGCUGUAUCACUGAUAUUAAACUUUGAAUUUAGGGGUGGGACAAAGCGGGAAUUUGAAAAUAUGGACAUAAUUACAUGAAUGCUACUAACUAUAAAAUAAAUGGAUUUUUGCACCAA